Molecule: messenger RNA, 1649 nt
Organism: Boeremia exigua
Lineage: Eukaryota; Fungi; Ascomycota; Dothideomycetes; Pleosporales; Didymellaceae
Exons: 3
Coding region: 131-1468 (445 amino acids)
Biological process (GO): poly(A)+ mRNA export from nucleus
Cellular component (GO): nucleus
Source: RefSeq, a predicted model, not a curated record
CAGACAUCAUCGCCGUUGUCUAAGUUUCUCACUUAUAGCGUCGCACUCAUAGGCUACACAGUAUCGCGACCUCGGAGCUCAGCGCAUCUACGCAACUGCAACGCCCUUAGCGCACGCAAAGACCCGCACCAUGGAGGACGUCGAGUUCACGAAGUCGCACUCCAACUCGCCGCUGCCCGAGGCUGGCAACGAUCCUGCCGACCCUCUGCGUCCUGAAAUUGAAGAAGAGAACUCCGUACCAAACCCUACCAAUGCCACAACAUACCAAGAUAUGGAGGUGACGGAGGAUAAGGAGGAGAUGCCUGAUCAGGAUGAUAUCGAAGCUGGCUUGUCCGACAAUGAGUCGGUGCUCUCCGACGCGCUGAACGACGAUCAACUUGAUGAACAAUUCGGCGAUUUCGAUGCCAGCAACAUUGCUAUCGAGGAGCGCGCUAUUGACGAGGACACUGUCAAGCAGAUCGGUGUGCACAAGAGGAAACGCGCGACAGGCGAAGGAGACGAGCCCAAGCAAAAGAAAAAGCGCGCCGACAAGCCUCGUCGCAAGAAGAACAAGGAUGGCGAAGAAGAGGGCGCCGAGGUGGGCGAGGGAAGGAAGAGCAGAAGGUCCAAGAAGGAAGUCAGGAUACGCGGUGCUAGUCCCGACGAAGAGGUAGAGGCUAAUCUUACUCCUGAAGAGCGCCGAAAGCGCGCACUCGAGCGCCAGAUGGAUGCCAUUGUCAAGAGCAGCUCGACCCGUCGUCGCAAGAAGGAUGGAAUCGACCUCGAGCAGAUGGCCGAUCAAGAGAUUGAAGAGAUGCGCCGCCGUAUGGCCCAGGCAGCAGAGGCGGAUAACGAGGGUCGAAAGCGUGGCGAACCAGCUCGGCAUAAGCUGAAGCUCCUGCCUGAAGUGGUUGCAUUGCUCAAUAAGAGCAACCUGAAGGAGUCGAUCGUGGAUCCCGAGUCCAACAUUUUGGAAGCAGUGCGCUUUUUCCUCGAGCCCCUCAGCGACGGCAGUCUGCCAGCAUAUGACAUUCAGAAGGAGCUGUUUGCUGCACUGGGGAAGCUACCCAUCAACAAAGACACUCUCGUUGCGUCGGGUAUUGGCAAAGUCAUUAUGUUCUACAUCAAGAGCAAGCGUCCUGAGUUGACAAUCAAGCGACAAGCCGAGCGCCUCUUUACAGACUGGACUCGCCCGAUUUUGAGGCGUACGGACGAUUAUCGCAAGAAGGAGUUUGCUCAGGCAGACUUCGAUCCUACACGAAAGGUCGCAAGUAGCAACCCCACGGCCAACAGCCAAGCAGCUGCCCAAGCAGCCCAAAGGAAGAAAGCCCUCGAGGCUCCUCGUGCCUUCCAGCGUGCUCGUAUGGAGUCUGGCCGCAUGACAUACACUGUCGCGCCAAAGAGCAACGUUACCUUCAACGAAGGCAACAAUGUGAGAAGGGACGUAGACAUCAUGAAGACAGUAAAAGCUAGGCAAGGAAGACGGUAAGAGAGAUACGUCUCUUGCUUCUUUACACGGUUCGCGCAUUGGAGUUUAUGGCGUUCUAGUCUGCACUGGAUAGGCAUUGUUAACCAGACUGCAUUCCGGGAGUUCCGAAGCUGGCUUGCGAGCCAAUGAGACUUUGUAUUUUAUGAAAGGGUUUUGCACCCAUGAAUGUCAUACUGCAAUG